This is a messenger RNA of Mollisia scopiformis, 1118 nucleotides long. RefSeq lists its product as uncharacterized. Bases 9 to 1118 code for a protein of 369 amino acids. NCBI's taxonomy places the organism in Eukaryota, Fungi, Ascomycota, Leotiomycetes, Helotiales, Mollisiaceae. The record is from RefSeq and is a predicted model, not a curated record. The transcript is spliced from 2 exons.
CUUCUACAAUGGAGCCGAUUCCAGCAAAGUCUACAGACCCUGCCAUACCAAGAGAGCACGAGGAGUUGGCUUUCUCUGGGGACCGGUCAGCAAAUACCACUACAAUCACAGAAACUUUCAAAUCUACAGCGGAACUCUUGGAAGAUCCGACUCCUCCUGGUCCCUUCGAGCUCGCCAUCAAGAGAUUGCCUAAAGACCUCCUCAAGCCAUUCAACGCCACGAGUUUCGAAACAAAGAAUGCAGAUGAUGACAAGUUUUUUCCGUCCACAGACCAUAAUACACCGACCAUUGUGCCGAAUUCCCUCGACUUUCUCUCAGCUGACGCUGCCGGCUUUGGCCCACCCUUUUCUGGUCCGUUCGGUGAGUCUACCUCCUUCCCUAAGACUUCCAUAAAGAAGCCCACAAUAGUUACCUCGCUCACAAUAUCAGACCAAGGCACAUUCCCAAGAUUUAGGAGCUUUCCAGUUGAGUUAAAGCUCAAGAUAUGGAACCAUGCCAUUGCUGAUAUCACUCCUCGUCUCGUCACAUUGGCCCCUAAAAGCGGAAAAGUCCCAGCCUUGUUACACACCUGUCGUCUAGCCCGACAUGCAACUAAGAAAGCCUAUUCGAGCAUCUUAGAUCUCGGACUGAGGUUGGGACAACGUCAUGGUUUCGAGGCAUUGGUUAGGUAUGAAACUGAUACGGUCUUCCUGACUGCGAUGAAACAAACACGCGGGCCUGGACAAAAUCCAUUAUCGCAUGCCAUGGAAUGCUAUCCAAACAUACUCCUUCCGAUAAAGAAGCUGGCUAUCAAGACGAGACGAUUUGGCGACCACGACUUCUGCCGGACCGGAAUCAACAAUUUCUACUUCUGGGAUAAGCUUGCUGUGGCAUGUCCAGCCCUUGUGGAAAUUACCUUUGAUCUGAAGGGAAUGACAUAUGACUACGGAGAUACCUUGCUCACUAGCCCUUUUGCCGAGUGUUUCUUCAGGGACAGCUUGGAAGACAGUCUUGAAGAUGAGCGAGUCAAAGGGCGCUUUUUAAGGUUGACCGUGUACACUAUCUCUGGACUGGAUGGACCAUGGAAGAAGAGUAAAAAGGUGCGGAAGUGCCUCAUCACUGAAGAUGCAGAUCGAUGA